CAGGAAACGCGACGUGCUUUGCCGCCAUACCGCUCCAAACGCUUAACUGUUUUGAAUCCAAACCUACUACCAAACAACUGCAACUGACCGUUGGAGGAAACUAGCGUGCUAAGACUUUGAUAUCGUACUAGCCAGCUUGGCGUUAUUACAAUUAUGUGUUAUCUGUGAACAUUUACGCGAAAACAGCUGUCGCAAGUACGAAUUAUAAUGUCAAUUGUGACAGUACAACUUGGACAAUGUGGCAACCAAGUAGGCCUAGAGUUUUUUGAGGUGAUCAGCAAUGAUGCAAAUGAUAGACAAAGAAAGGUCUACAGUGAAUGCACCAAUGACAGGUUCUUCAGUGAAACUUCAAAUGGAGACCUCGUGGCACGGGCAGUGCUUAUUGACAUGGAACCGAAAGUCAUCUCACAGAGUGUUGCAAAAGCUGUAAAAUCUGGGAAGUGGCGAUAUGGGGAACAUUCAUACUUCAGCCAGAAACAAGGUUCGGGGAACAACUGGGCCAAUGGAUACUGUGUCCAUGGACCUCGUCAUGAAGAGUUAGUGGUGGAUCUUGUGAGGAAAGAGGUGGAGCGCUGUGAUCGUCUGGCAGGCAUUAUAGCCAUGAUGAGUGUGGCAGGGGGCACUGGAUCAGGGGUGGGCACAUACGCCACUCAGUGUCUCCGGGAUGCUUACCCAAACUCCUUCAUCCUUAACCACCUGACAUGGCCGUAUGGUACUGGAGAGGUAAUUGUCCAGAAUUACAACUCUGUGCUCACGCUGUCACACCUCUACCAGCUCUCGGAUGCCAUACUUGUUCACGAAAAUGACACCGUGCACAAGAUUUGUGCCAAGCUCAUGAAUAUCAAACACAUAUCAUUCAGUGACAUCAACAAAGUCAUCGCCCACCAGCUAGGUAGUGUUCUUCAGCCUGCGCUCACUGGUGACUCCAAUGGAGUCUACAAUAAAAACCCUCUAGCUGAACUGAUGAGCGGCCUGGUUUGUCACCCGGAGUACAAGCUUCUGAGUUUGUGCAAUAUUCCACAAGUGUCCAGCUCUUCAAUGGUGUACAGUGUGUUCACCUGGUCGGGGCUUCUCAAACACCUACGUCAGAUGCACAUUUCCAAUACCAAGAUGGAAGAAGGCAUUGACUGGCAGGUGCGAGCCCCCUGUCUCCAGUCUGGAGGGCUAGAGAGGACCAAAAGUCACAGAAGAAAGGGUUUCAACACCUCCCUAGCCAACCUGCUCAUACUGCGAGGAAAGGAUGUGUACAGUGCAGAGAUAGGUGGAUUUCAGGAUCCGUCCCUAUAUACCUCCUGGCUUCCAGCUGUUGAGGCUUUCAGUAUUUGGAAAACCCCUGUAACCUUUAACAAGUAUGAAAAGUCUGCCACACUUGUCAGCAACAGCCAGGCUCUGCUGCAGCCUCUGGACUACAUGGUGGGGAAAGCCUGGAACAUGUUUGCCUCCAGGGCCUACAUUCAUCAGUACACAAAGUAUGGAAUCUCAGAGGAGGAUUUCUUGGAUAGCUUUACAUCUCUUGAACAAGUAAUCUCUAGCUACAGUCUACUUUAAUGCUGCUUUGGACCAGUGAUAAGCUGUUUAUUCCAUUUGACUAAAGCUGGUAUUCAGUCUGAUUAUGGAUUUGCACAACACUUUUUCAUUUAGGACUGCACUGACAUGCAGCAUUUACGUGAAUGUGGUCUCCCCAAACAAGGUAACAAUUACUUUCAAAUUGCACACUGCAAAUAAAGUGUAAUCAGAUUAAAA
This is a messenger RNA of Esox lucius (northern pike), 1743 nucleotides long. RefSeq names its product tubulin, delta 1 (gene tubd1). The record is from RefSeq and is a predicted model, not a curated record. Gene Ontology annotation, biological process: mitotic cell cycle; microtubule cytoskeleton organization. The coding region runs from base 208 to 1548 and encodes 446 amino acids. Gene Ontology annotation, cellular component: microtubule; cytoplasm. Gene Ontology annotation, molecular function: GTP binding; structural constituent of cytoskeleton. The transcript is spliced from 8 exons. NCBI's taxonomy places the organism in Eukaryota, Metazoa, Chordata, Actinopteri, Esociformes, Esocidae.